AUGUAUACGUGGAAAAUGUGUGUAAGAGAGAGGGAACAAAAAUACUCUGUAAGAAUGUUCUCUUUUGUCAUAUAUUCAUUAUCAUAUGUUCUAUUAAUUCUAUUAAACUAUGUAGCAGCAAAUACAGAAAUUUGGAGGUACUCUAUAGCUGAUAUAAAUCCAUCUAAAUGGGGUCAUCACAAUAUCAUUUCCAAUGGAAUAAUUCAACCUUUUCAAAUAAAUACAUUUUAUUUAUCUAAUCUGACUAGCCCUCAAUUUUUCUCACUCAAUUCCACUCAUCAUGACUAUGAAUCAAUAUAUUUGAAGUUAUCUUGGUCUGCUAUAGAUCCAAUUGAGUCAUUCUCCAAUGUAAACUUAUAUUCAACAGGUAAUAUAGGAGAUAAUGAUUUUCUAUUACUAUCUAUAGAAUUCAAUUUUUCACAUGAUAUGAUCUAUACUAAAGAUAAUCCGUUGAUGAUAAAUCUAUAUUUUGAUGAUUCAGGGAACCUAAUUACGCAUGAUUUAUACCCAAUUGUUAUUUAUAUCACAAUAGUCGUUGUGCUACUUACAUUGAUUUUUUGGAAAUUUGGUGGAAUUGAAACUUUAUUAUUCAAUUUCAUCUAA
This is a messenger RNA of Arxiozyma heterogenica, 603 nucleotides long. RefSeq lists its product as uncharacterized. The record is from RefSeq and is a predicted model, not a curated record. Bases 1 to 603 code for a protein of 200 amino acids. NCBI's taxonomy places the organism in Eukaryota, Fungi, Ascomycota, Saccharomycetes, Saccharomycetales, Saccharomycetaceae. The transcript has a single exon.